Molecule: messenger RNA, 510 nt
Organism: Purpureocillium takamizusanense
Lineage: Eukaryota; Fungi; Ascomycota; Sordariomycetes; Hypocreales; Ophiocordycipitaceae
Exons: 1
Coding region: 1-510 (169 amino acids)
Source: RefSeq, a predicted model, not a curated record
AUGGUGCCUCUUAGCUACCUUGGCUGUGUCAACAUCGGCGUGCGCAUAGUCCGAGAGCAGUUCCCUGACGCACAGCUGUACGAGGUUCAAGGGGCUGCACCCAAUAACGCCUACGUCAAUGAUGUGAAGAAAUUCUCACGCCUGCAGCUUAUAUUCCAAGCCGAGGAAGGCAGAGGGACUGCAAUAAUCUCCACGUCGAGCCAGUGGGGAGAGUUUGGGCCCGUGUACUACGUUGGUCAGCCAUGGCUAGAGGACGUUGUCAUCCCUUGGCCCAUCGACAUGGAUGCCACCGAGGCGGACAGGCUUCUCAGAGAGCAUUACAGCGGCCCAUAUAACAGCAUGCUUCUUCGUCACCCUUUGUAUCCCGGGUAUAAUGAGCCCUACUACAUCUUCAACGUGGCCGGGGAAGGGUUUGUGUUUGUCGGCGUCAAUUCGAGGAAGGUGUUCAGGCCGGCUCAAGGCUUGGCGGAGAAGAUGGCGAUUCCAACGUCGGCUUCGGAGAAGGACUGA